AACACUGAUAAAAGUACAGCUCAUGGUUUUUAUUAAGAACUGUAUUUUAGAUGACUGUUGUGAGUUGAAAUGUCCACUAGAUGGCACUACAUGAUUAGGCGUUGCACUAAAAGUGGGGGUAUGAGCGUUGCAUUUUGGGAAAUGGAGAUGCUAUGAAUGCUAAAUGAGAAACUGCUAAUGCUAGCGCGACCAAGACUCAGACUAAAGAGAAACUGACGAGUUCCGGACUGCUCUAGUGGGCGAAUUGCUUUGAGUUGUUCUGUUUGAUACAAGACUCCGAUUGGUUUUUUUGAAUUGCUGGAUCUACAUCGGAGUGACAGCGUUGAUGUCAAGGAGGAUUCGGCCUGAUUCAAGGCGGGAUUGAAAACGACCAUUUUUCUUCAACUUCAACCAACUUUUGGAGCAUUACCCUGGGAGCAGAUAAGCUCACCUUCACUACAACAUCUUUCAUACUAUACACAGUCACACUACCCGGGUAGUACACACAUACACUGAAUAGGAGAACGGACAUUGAAGCACGGCAGCAAUUGGCUGUGAAGGGACGAUUCGACCAAGUAAUAUUUUUGAUUUACAUGGUUCAGUUGUUGUUAUAUAUAAAUAUAAUAUAUAUAUAUAUAUAUAUAUAUAUAGUAUAUAUGUUGUAUAAUAGUUUAAUAAAUGUCGUGUUGUAUAUUUUUCCUAGUCGCUCUUGCUCCUUGAGUCGAACCUAGGUAUAAUAAGGUGUUCCAUUCGUAGCAGCACCAAAAGAAAAUUACCGUGUUACAUUUUGGCGAGCUAGCCAGGAGCAAGGGCUAUAUAGGUAACCCAAGGAAAAUUGCUGAUUACCAGAAAGUACCAUUUGAUUAUUUGACACAGUAUUUAAUUGUUUUCCCCAUGUAAUUGAUGAAAAUGGCAACAAGUGAUGACAAUCUGUUAGUUCAUGUGAUUGGUGUUACCAGUCAUGAUGCAGAUCGCCACAUUGUUGAAUCGCUGAAAGAUUUUGGCCCUGUUGCUAGAAUACAGAGAACUCGAGACACACGGCAGUUAGAUGGGGAUACAGUCAUCGUCGAAUUUGAGUCAGGAGCCAAUGUAAUGCCACUUCUUCCCAUGGUAGUUUCAAAUGCUAAUAACCCAGGAAUAAAAUGGCAAGUAACUCACCCUCCGACAUCUAACUUAGUUACUGAACAGAUUAGCUCACCCUUUGUCUCCAGUGAUAGUAGUGACUCUGAAAAUGAUUGUAAUUCCGACAAUAGCACCACUCCUCUGGUGUGCCGAAGAAAGAAAACAGUUGAAGAUGAGUGUUUACAGUCACUUCCAACUAAAAUGACACCCAAACAAAAUGAAACUGGUGCAUAUAAAAAGAACCGUAAAAUGCUCCACAGCCAAGAAAUGCCAGAAUUGAGCAACGAUGUGAUAAACCCACCUGAAAUUCAGCGUGUCAUAGUGGAGCAUGUGAUUAAAAGUCAACCCAGUAACUCCAAAUGGAUGAGGACGUUCUCAGGUAGAAUACCCAAACCCCCAGGUGAAGCAGAUUAUGAGACAUGGUCUUUACAUGCUGAGUUGAUGUUCAAUGAUGACAGCCUUUCAGUUGAUGUUCAACGGCGAAAAAUCUUGGAGAGUCUGCUUCCCCCAGCUUCAGAUGUCGUAAGGCAGCUUGGUACGUCUGCACAUCCCAAAAUUUAUGUUCAGCUACUUGACUCAGCAUAUGGACUUGUUGAGGAUGGCGAGGAAGUGUUUGCCAAGUUUUUGAACACUAAUCAGAAUGCAGGUGAGAAGGCAUCUGAUUAUCUUCAGAGACUGCAGAGUCUCCUGUACACUGCUGUGAAGAGAGGUGGUGCAAAAGAGGCAAAUGCUGACCGACACUUAUUAAAGCAGUUUAAACGUGGCUGUUGGGACCACAGUCUGGUCUUACAGCUGGAGCUAAAAAAUGAAAUUCCCCCUAAUUUUGCAGAGCUAUUGCUUCAGAUUCGCACUGAAGAGGACAGGAGAGCAUCAAAAAAUGACAGAAUGCAACGUCACUUAGGCGCCACCGAAACUAAGCCCUUCAUGAACGUCCACUGUGUGCCUGAAACCUCUUCCUUUGACAACAAUGUCAGCUUACUGCAGUCGUACAUCACUGAAACUGAAAGUCUAAGAAGCCAAGUUGCCCAAAUACAAAUGCAGCUCCAUCGCCAGAAGCAUAAGCAAGAGAAGGAAAAUGAAUCUAAAGCAAAUACUGCGUCAAACAGCCCAUCCACGACAUUAGUUGAAGUGCAGGCUCAUCGAGUGAGGCCGCAAAACGCACUUACUACUAGACCCCAGCCAAAAGCCUGGUUUUGUUUUAAGUGCGGUGAGGAUGGCCACAUUGCCAGGAACUGUGACAAGCCCGUGAAUAAGGCACUUGUAGAUCAAAAAUAUGCUGAACUCAAAAUCAAACAGGACGAUUGGAAGGCCAAACAGUCUUUAAACUGGACCAGGUUCCAGUAAAGGGACAUACUGGAGCCGAGGGCACAAGAAACAGUCCCAAGUUCAGAUGGAAGUGGGAAGCUGAAUGUCAACAUGCCUCAGCUUCUGCCCAACAAUUUACCAGCAGAUUGGUUGGAACAAGACAUGUGGCCAAAGUCACAGUUAGUGGAAUACAGCAAAACUGCCUAAUGGAUGGGGGCUCCCAGGUCACAACCAUAACCAAAGAUUUUUAUCAUGCUCACUUGCCUUCUCAUCCCAUUACUCCCAUAGAUGAUCUUUUACAAGUGGAAGGAGCGGCAGGCCAACUCGUUCCGUACAUUGGCUGCACUGAGGUUGACAUAGGGUUCCCAGAGCAUUUUACAGGUGAGCCCACAGUCGUCACAACAUUAGCUCUAGUAGUCCCCAAUCUGGGAGUAAACGUGAAUGUUCCAAUUCUCAUUGGAACAAACACACUUGACAUCCUCUACAAAGAUUUCACUGAAAGAACUGAAAUUUCACCAGAAUGUGAAUACCCCCCAGUUGUCAGGCAUUUACAGAGCAUCUAUAUAAGUAGGACACCAGAUGGUUACGUGGGCACAGUUAAAUUACAGCCCAAAAGUAACAAUCAUCCCGGCGGGAAAAAAGAUGUCCCCACU
Messenger RNA from Corythoichthys intestinalis (scribbled pipefish), 3059 nucleotides. Its product is annotated as zinc finger CCHC domain-containing protein 12-like. The record is from RefSeq and is a predicted model, not a curated record. NCBI's taxonomy places the organism in Eukaryota, Metazoa, Chordata, Actinopteri, Syngnathiformes, Syngnathidae. Gene Ontology annotation, molecular function: nucleic acid binding; zinc ion binding. The transcript has 2 exons. The coding region runs from base 883 to 2445 and encodes 520 amino acids.